AUGAGGAGGAGGGUCCAAUUAGAAAAUAGCCUCCCAAUCCCAUGACCAUCCGUCGGCCUCUCCUUUUCUCUCUCAAAUUCAUCUUCACAAAACAAAUCCCCAAUCCAAAACCCUAGCCUCUCUUCCUCUCGGUGGAUCUCGACGGGUAAGGCUAUUAUAAUUUAUAUCUCUACCACCAAAACCUUGAAAUUGACGCAUUUGAUCAAAACUUGAAGAUUAUUGAUGCUGAUACUUUGAUAAUUAAAGCUUCUAUCAAAGGUGUAGGUGCUGGAUGGGUUUAUUGAUGCUGAUACUUUGAUAAUUAAAGCUCAAGUUCAGGUUAUCAGGUAUGGAGAAAUAUUUUGGAAAAAGACUAAGAUUUUUGGAUUCUUGUCCAGAACUAGAAGCACAUAUUGCUGAAGAAAAUUUGAUGGAGAAUGAUGAUAUAAAUGAAAGUGAAAUCAAGGCUGAUCCUGGUUUGCGAAAACCAAUUGCAGAAUAUGGUGUGAAUAUCCGGGAUCGUAUUCGUAGAGAAUAUGUAGCAAAAGGCCCUUGUCAACCAAAGGGUAAUAUUUUUCAAAAAACGCGUCAAGGAAAAGAUAAUAGGAGUUUUAGAGAUGUUUGGUACAAAGAUUAUGAUUGGCUAGAAUAUAGUGAAUCGAAACAUGCCGCAUAUUGCUUUUACUGUUUUCUUUUCAAGCAUGGUUAUGUGGCACCGGGAGAUGAAGCCUUCACUAGUUGUGGUUUUUCUAAUUGGAAAAAAGCACUAGAAAAAUUCAAGGCACAUGUUGGGGAUAAAAGUAGUGCACACAACAAAGCAAGGAUAGAAUCCAUCUUUGCUAGUGUUUCUAAUGAAAGAAUCUUGAAACGUUUUCAAGAUAUGGAUACCCGUAGAAAUCAGUUGUCUCGGUUAACAGAUGCUAGAGCUACUUGAAUUGUAAUAGACUUUCAUUUUGCUAAAAAAACAUAUUGAA
Salvia splendens (bonfire salvia) is the source of this 953-nucleotide messenger RNA. RefSeq names its product zinc finger MYM-type protein 1-like. Bases 329 to 913 code for a protein of 194 amino acids. The transcript has 2 exons. The record is from RefSeq and is a predicted model, not a curated record. NCBI's taxonomy places the organism in Eukaryota, Viridiplantae, Streptophyta, Magnoliopsida, Lamiales, Lamiaceae.